GUUGUCAAGCAUUGUCUGCGGCACGGCUUGGGUGUAUAUAAGGUUGGAAAUGUUGGAGAAGCUUCACUGAUUCCAGGGACAGUCUAAGAGAAACAUGGCCAAGUUAUUUUUUGUGUUUGCUUUGACUGGGUUGGCAGCUGCUGCACCAUCAGCAGUAAGAGUGGCAACUCCCCUGGAUCAGGAGACUGUCAUUAAUAACAUCAUGAAGAAUCUCCAGCCUGCCAUUGAUCAAGCUAUUGCUCAAGCACUUGGAGAUGAUGCAUCUAUCAACGUUGUUGCCUCUCAGGAAGUUGUUGGACCUGUUGACUUUACUGGAACAGUUGGAAACACCGACUACUCUGGCUCCUAUGGAUCUUCUAUCUCAAGCUUCUCCUCCUCUCAACAGUCCAGCAAUCAUCAGCAAGAAAGCACUGCAAACCAGCUUUCUUCUGGUUAUGAACUAAACUCUUCUUAUGGAGUUGGUAGUUCUUAUGGAGCUAGUGGUCUUUAUGGAGUUUCUGGAGCAACCUUCCAGUCUAACACAAAUGAAGAAUCCAACCAGAACUUGUUCACUGAGUCCAAUGAACAACAGGGAUUUAACCAGGGAACUGCUCAGGUUGAUCAAUCUUCAACUUUCCAAACAAAUGCUGAUGCUGUUCAAUCACAGGUUGGAGCUGUGCAUUCCCAAGUUGCUGCUGUUCAAUCUCAGGUCGCAGCUGUGCAAUCCCAGGCUAAAAAGGCUAUUCAAACUUCAACCAUUUCUUCCUCUCAGCAGGUUACUCUUGUUCAAAAUGUAAUGAACGCUUUGGUGCCUAGUAUUGAAGCUGCAGUUCAGUCUGCUCUACUAAGUAAUCAACAGCAGCAAGCCAAUUCUAUCUCAACUGCAAGCCAGCAGACCCUUGUUUCAAAUGUUCAGCAAACUUCCACCUCUACAGCUUCCACCUCUGAGGAGAGCACCAUUGUUUUUAAGAUUAUUGAGGUCCUUACUCCUUCUAUUACUGUAUCUGUAAGGAAGGCUCUUGCAGCUCGUGCUGCUGCUGCUGCUGCUGCUGCUCAGCAACAAGCUGCUCAAUUCCAAGCUUCUCAGGUCAACUCUCAGUCUCAGACAUCUUCUUCAUCCUUGGACUCCAGCAAACUUGUUGCUCAGAUUGUUGCUGCUCUAAGGCCCUCAAUUUCUCUUUCUGUUCAACAGGCUCUUGAAGCCUCAAGGGUAUCUUCUUCCAGUACACAGCAGUCCUUCAACCAGGCUUCAAGCUCAGCUAGCCAGGGAUCUAGCUCCUUGUCGAGCACAUCAUCCGGCUCUCUGUCCUCAAUCUUUGGAGAUGGAAAGGCCCACAAUGUUCGUGUAGAAACUCCUGAGUACACCAUUGAGUAUAACAACUAAGAAUUUGCAUAAAUUCCUCCCUAUAAUGACACCAAUAUAAAUUUGUUUUUUGGCUGAUAAUUAUUUUGUAUUUAUGAUGACAAAUAAAUGAAAAUUAACUUUACAA
Eurytemora carolleeae is the source of this 1469-nucleotide messenger RNA. Its product is annotated as serine-rich adhesin for platelets. The transcript has 2 exons. Lineage: Eukaryota; Metazoa; Arthropoda; Copepoda; Calanoida; Temoridae. The record is from RefSeq and is a predicted model, not a curated record. The coding region runs from base 95 to 1363 and encodes 422 amino acids.